AUGGAAUCCUCGAAGUCUAAGGAAAUAAGAGGACAAAGAGGUGGUGCCCAGAGAGCCAGCCUAGGGGAAAGCGACUUCGAAAGGAGCAAGGUCCAUGGUGCAAUCGAGGGUGGUGCCUAUAGGGCUGUUGGCAACGUCUUUGGGCGUAUGGGUGGCACCUAUGGCUCUGAAGCUACUACUGAUGUGGGCUGGAACAAAAGCGAGCUAGGCGACGAGUGCCCAAAGGAUGUCAGGCGCCAUGGGUUUGGCAUAGGUGACCUCCAUGUUGCCUUUAUAGACUCAAGUGAUGCCAAAAGUGGAGGGGCCAAUAGCCUAGGUAGGAAACUUAGUGGCGACAGCAGGAUGGGCAACUCCCUAGACAUACUAGGCAGCGCUAAAAGCAAGGAUGUGGAGGAGCUGGGUAGCACCUUACAGGCGCCAGGCUGGGUGCUAGCUGGGCGAUGCCUUGCAGGCACAGUUGCCAGGCUAGGGAGCCGGCCAGAUAGGAGUGGUAAUCAAGCCAAGCUCGACAAGCAUCACCAUGAGGCUCGGCUUGACUAA
Molecule: messenger RNA, 540 nt
Organism: Ilex paraguariensis (yerba mate)
Lineage: Eukaryota; Viridiplantae; Streptophyta; Magnoliopsida; Aquifoliales; Aquifoliaceae
Source: the annotation of a GenBank genome assembly